Glarea lozoyensis ATCC 20868 is the source of this 1128-nucleotide messenger RNA. Its product is annotated as Cyclin-like protein. Gene Ontology annotation, cellular component: nucleus; transcription factor TFIIK complex. NCBI's taxonomy places the organism in Eukaryota, Fungi, Ascomycota, Leotiomycetes, Helotiales, Helotiaceae. The transcript has 2 exons. The coding region runs from base 1 to 1128 and encodes 375 amino acids. Gene Ontology annotation, molecular function: cyclin-dependent protein serine/threonine kinase regulator activity. Gene Ontology annotation, biological process: regulation of transcription by RNA polymerase II; regulation of cyclin-dependent protein serine/threonine kinase activity. The record is from RefSeq and is a predicted model, not a curated record.
AUGAUUUCCAAUAUUGUUCCUGAAGACGCUCGUUAUCUCAGCUCGACUCAAUACCGCUUGUGGUCCUUUACACCCGCUGAUCUGCAAGCGCUGCGAACAACAACAAAUCAAUUCGCAGCAGACCGCGUACGCGAAGCUGUUCGACGAGCUCGAGAGGCGCGUGCUUUGUCCUCCGCCGAUGUCAGCGAUGCCGAUCCGGAAAGUAAGAGCAGAGGGGCAAGCGCCUUGCCAGAGGGAGAGGUGGACUGCCUGACUGUGGAGGAGGAAUUGAAGCUCAUAACAUAUUUCUGCAGGCAGACACUUCAAUUAGGGGAUCACUUGAAUCUGCCAACUGAUGCAACGGCAGUUCAAUAUAUAAAACGCUUCUACACUACUAAUUCUCUUAUGACUUAUGCACCGGACACUAUCCUACGAACCGCAUUGUUUUUCGCUACCAAAACCGAAAACCACUACUUCAGGCUCAGCAAGUUCGCAGAAGCUAUUGCCAACACCAAACCGGAAGAUGUCCUUGCCAGCGAGUUCCUUCUUACGCAAGGCCUACGGUUCACAUUCGACGUUCGACACCCCUUCCGAGCUUUAGAAGGAGCGGUAAUGGAGAUGGGAGCCAUGGCGCAAGGGGCAGUUCCUUACAAUGAAUCCGCAGGUUCGCAACCGCAAGACAUGAGCCGCAGAGUUAAAAUAGCACAUGGUGUGGCAAGAGAUCGCCUGAAAACCAGCGCUCUUCUUACAGAUGUCUAUUUCCAUUUCACACCUAGCCAAAUAAUGAUGGCAUCCCUUCUACUUGCAGACGAGGAGCUCAUUCAUUGGUAUAUUGCGUCAAAAUUUGGAACCGAAGAUCCUAUGGCCCAGAAGAUACUAAUUGUGCUCUCUGAUUGCGCGGGAAUGUUACAGACGAUCGAACCUGUUGCUGCUGGACCUACUACGGAAAGGAAAGCCAUCUCAGCUCUAGCUAAGAAACUGAAAAAAUGUCGGAACCCAGAGAAAAUUGAUCUUGUUGCACUUCAAAAAGUAAAGCGAGAGGGUGAUGGAGUUGAGGAUGAAAAGGUGAUCAAAAAGAGAAAGAUGGAAAGAGAAAAGGUCGCAAGAGAAGCGGAUGAGUUGUUUGGCCCGGGCCUUACAACUGGUUAA